This is a messenger RNA of Nerophis lumbriciformis (worm pipefish), 1208 nucleotides long. Its product is annotated as coiled-coil domain-containing protein 122. Lineage: Eukaryota; Metazoa; Chordata; Actinopteri; Syngnathiformes; Syngnathidae. The record is from RefSeq and is a predicted model, not a curated record.
CAAAGAACUCUGGGAUUAUGAGUUUUAAAAUUCACACGCAACAUAUAAACUCGUUUAAUGUAAAUUUGCGUCUAAAACGUUAGUUGACUGUUGUUUAAAUGGCAGCUUGUACAGAUGAGGGUCAGAAUCAGUUAUCAUUAACUCAAGCCCUAGAAAAUAUUAGCCAACAUGGCCACACUCAGACUGAAACUCUGCAAGACAAGCAGAAGACACUCAGCUACCUACAGGUAAUUCUGGCAGGUGAGCAGAAGAAAGGUGAUGAGGCCCAGAGGAAAUUGAGAUGUAAAGCCACAGAGCUCCUCGUCCUGGAGGACGAGAUGACGCAUUUAAAGCAGCAGAUGCAGGCCCAACAUGACCAGUGUGCUUCCAUCAGAGCGGACAACACCAAACUCCAAGAGCAAAUAUGUGAGCAGGAAGAAAAGGCCUGCACGGCACGAAUACAGUUUAACAUUUAUAGAAGAAAGAUGAAUGGCCACAGGCAGGCGGCUUUGCAUGCAGCAGGCUGGACUUCGGCUUGCAAGGAGCUGGAGGAGAAAAGGGCGCUGGUUCAGACUCUGAGGAAGGCCAAGGGUGAGCUGGAGGAGGAUUUAAAGAAUUGUCAUGGAAACACUGCCCGGAUGGCAAAGAGAGAAGUUGAUGCUCUGAAAGGAGAGAUUGCUGUCAUGAGGAAAACUAUAGCUGGGAUGAGAGAGAAUCUGCAGAAAGAGUUGGAGACUCAUGCCCAGAGAAAGAAAGACAUUGAGAUUCAAAACAAGCGCUUUGCAGCCAUGGUCAAGUGCCUUCAUCGCCAACUGAGCAAGGCCCAGGCUUUUCAUAGGCAAAUGUCCAGCGACAUGGACCACAUGGAGAGACAGAUAACUGAGCUCAAAAGUAAGCUGGGAUCAACGAAUGACUCAGUGGUUAGUGGUCAAUUGAUUUAAUUUAGUUGCAUGAUGGUGGAGAAUAUUGGGAUUUCAAUGUUCAUACAUGGUUGCCUGAGGAGGUUGUGGAUGCAAUCAACCAACAGAGGGCAGCAGUGUAAAAUGUAUAAAUUGAUAAUGCGACCCAUACAUUAUAUUUCAUGUUCAUGUUCAAACAAAGGUAUGGAUAUACUGAAUGUUCCCAUUAUUGUACCACAAUGCUUUAACUAGCAGCAGCAGGAAUAUAUUGGCCAGAAAUGUUUUAUUUGCUAUACUGUAUAUACAUAUUAUACAUUUAUCUCUCUCUCU